UACGCGUCUCAUUCGAUUCAGCGGGGCCUAUAGGCCAUAUAGCCCAAGAUGGAAUCCCCAGAUCCCAGUGACGGCGGAGGAAUCUACGCGUCAAGCCCCCCGGAGACCUCCGGGGACCCCGCGAACCUCCCCCAAGAGCCCAGGACAGCGACGACCAGGGACCACCCCAUGGAACUAGGGCAGAAUACCAGUAAAGAGCACCAAGAACCCUUAGAGAAGCCAAAGCAGGCACCCUGGACAUCAGUGACCCGGGCCAAAGGGGGCAGUGGUAUACCCAAGCGGACACAACCGCGCCGCGCAGCAGCCCCCCAGAGCACAGAGCAAUCAAUGCGGAAGUGGACCAGCGUGCUAGCAGAAGACCUCAAAUCAAGCCUAGAGGAGCAACUCCAUGGAACUAUACAAGCGCAGGAACCAUCUCUCGCGGCCCAAACCCACCCCUACAUUUGGGGGUUUUCCUGGUCGAUUUUUAUAUCUCUUUAUAGAUCUAUUCGCACACAUCAAUUUCUCAAGUUUUGACCCCCUACUUCUUCCUCUUUAUUGAGUGGCGGUCCCACGAAAUCCUCAUUCACUGAAAGAAAUUUUCGUGUUCUCCGCCCGCCCAUAGGGGUGCCCAUACAGACCACUAGUGCACUCCGCCAUUCACUGGUGGCUGCCUUAGGCAUCACCGCUGCCAUCCUGCCUGGCAGACAGUG
Messenger RNA from Aspergillus glaucus CBS 516.65, 692 nucleotides. RefSeq lists its product as uncharacterized. The transcript has a single exon. The record is from RefSeq and is a predicted model, not a curated record. NCBI's taxonomy places the organism in Eukaryota, Fungi, Ascomycota, Eurotiomycetes, Eurotiales, Aspergillaceae. The coding region runs from base 49 to 516 and encodes 155 amino acids.